UGUAAUUCUAAUCCAUUCAUUUGUGGCUGUUUCCAGACAGCGGAACCACUGUAUUGUUAUGCGAAGUGGUAGGGCUCUUUAAUUGUUACGCAUUUAACUGCAACGUCACGUUUAACCUCUACAAUGGCGGAUAAAAUAUUGGUAGAUAAAGGGUCGUCUUUUAUGGAUCCUUUCAAAGGGUUUUUGUUGACCUAUUUUAUGCCAGAAUCGUGCUACGACGAGUUUUUUCUCAGUUUCAACUUUCUGGAUGUACCAUGUCUGAAGAUCGUCCUAAGCAAAGUCCUGGGGAUUGGCAUCAUCCUGGGAUCAGUGAUGGUGAAACUGCCACAGAUCUUAAAGCUGAUUGGAGCAAAGAGCGCUGAGGGAUUGAGCUUCAAUUCUGUUCUGCUGGAGCUGCUGGCCAUCACAGGAACAAUGGCCUACAGUAUCACCAACAAGUUCCCCUUCAGUGCCUGGGGCGAGGCUCUGUUCCUCAUGCUACAGACAGUCACCAUUGGCUUCCUCAUUCAGCACUACGGAGGAAGAACCAGUAGAGGUGUCCUCUUUGUCAUUGUGUAUUUUGGCCUGCUGGUCCUCCUGCUGUCUCCAGUCACUCCCAUGGCAGUGGUUACCUCUAUGCAGGCAUCUAAUAUGCCAGCUAUCAUCAUUGGCAGACUGAUACAGGCAUUAACUAACUUCAAUAAUGGGCACACUGGCCAGCUGUCAGCCAUCUCUGUCUUCUUGCUAUUUGCUGGAUCCCUCGCACGUAUCUUCACCUCACUACAGGAAACUGGAGACUCACUGAUGGCCCUGACCUAUGUUAUAUCCUCAGCCUGUAACGGCAUCAUCACUCUGCAGGUACUCUACUACUGGAACAGCUCCCCAGAACGCAAGAAGAAGAAGAAAAAGAAGAGAGAGUAGACAAAGGACAAAGUUAAACUUCAGUUAUAGAGAAACUCUUUCCAUAUCCAACUUCAGACACUCUCAGAGAGGUGUCUUGUAAACUUGAAAGAACAAAUGAAAUGCAUGUACAGAGCCACAGGAAAGUGUGUGUCAAUGAAUCUGCUGGACAAACACUUGACUUUGAAGCAAGGAUACAAACUUAACAUGCCAAACCAACUUUAGUGGUGUUUUCUAUCUGUUCUAUGUAGGCCUACUGGCUUUAUGAUUGACAGUUAGGUUUGGUAGGUGAUGUUGGGUCCACACUCUUGCUGUGCAGUACUACAUUCCUCUUGAUGCGGUUUUCCUCUUUACAAUUGAACUGUGUUCACACUGGUAUGUUUAAGUGUUUGGAAAGGGUCUGUGCAUAGAAAUGUUGAUUUUUCUCAUCCAGGGCAAAAUUCUUUUUUAGCAAUGGUUUGAAACAGUUUUUACCAUGGAUGCAUGUAAAGAAACAUUUGUUGUUUUAUCAUUUGACAUAAAUAUAAUUCCACACCAGCUCCACCAAGAGUCACAUUUGCAGAUUCAGUGCACACUGUUUGUAACCCAUAUGAAAGGUUUCUGUAAUUUUCUACAGGAUCAUGUCACAUGUAACAUAAAGGUGAAAUUUUAAA
Lates calcarifer (barramundi perch) is the source of this 1532-nucleotide messenger RNA. It is a transcript of the gene mpdu1b, whose product is annotated as mannose-P-dolichol utilization defect 1b. The coding region runs from base 124 to 900 and encodes 258 amino acids. Lineage: Eukaryota; Metazoa; Chordata; Actinopteri; Centropomidae. Gene Ontology annotation, biological process: oligosaccharide biosynthetic process. The record is from RefSeq and is a predicted model, not a curated record. The transcript is spliced from 7 exons.